Messenger RNA from Homarus americanus (American lobster), 618 nucleotides. RefSeq names its product cell wall protein DAN4-like. The coding region runs from base 1 to 618 and encodes 205 amino acids. The record is from RefSeq and is a predicted model, not a curated record. Lineage: Eukaryota; Metazoa; Arthropoda; Malacostraca; Decapoda; Nephropidae. The transcript has a single exon.
AUGGUACUCCUGCUGAAGGCAAGUACAGAUGACGUGAAUGUCUCGACAAGAUUCACAAACGAGACGAGUACGAACUGUAGAGACGAUGCAAAUGUCAAGACGAGUUUCACGAACGAGACGAGUACGAGUAGUCCAGAAGACGAAAAUGUCACGACGAGUUUCACGAACGAGACGAGUACGAGUAGUCCAGAAGACGAAAAUGUCACGACGAGUUUCACGAACGAGACGAGUACGAGUAGUCCAGAAGACGAAAUUGUCAUGACGAGUUUCACGAACGAGACGAGUAUGAACAAUUCAGAGGACGAAAAUGUCACGACGAGUUUCACGAACGAGACGAGUACGAACAGUCCAGAAGACGAAAAUGUCACGACGAGUUUCACGAACGAGACGAGUACGAACAGUCCAGAAGACGCGAAUGUCACGAACGAGACGAGUACGAACAGUCCAGAGGAAGCGAAUGUCACGAUAAGUUUUACGAAGGAGACGAGUACGAACAGUCCAGAGGAAGCGAAUGUCACGAACGAGACGAGUACGAACAGUCCAGAAGACGAAAAUGUCACGACGAGUUUCACGAACAGAGACGGUACGAACAGUCAGAAGACGCAGAUAUCACGAUAG